AUGAGAGUUGACGCUUUCCAUUACCCCGCCCCAUUCUCCCGCUUUCCAUCACCCCGCCCCAUUCUCCCGCUUUCCAUCACCCCGCCCCAUUCUCCCACUUUCCAUCACCCCGCCCCAUUCUCCCGCUUUCCAUCACCCCGCCCCAUUCUUCCUCUUUCCAUCACCCCGCCCCUUUCUCCCGCUUUCCAUCACCCCGCCCCAUUCUCCCGCUUUCCAUCACCCCGCCUCAUUCUCCCGCUUUCCAUCACCCCCCCCAUUCUCCCGCUUUCCAUCACCCCGCCCCAUUCUUCGCUUUCCAUCACCCCGCCCCAUUCUCCCACUUUCAAUCACCCCGCCCCUUUCUUCCUCUUUCCAUCACCCUGCCCCAUUCUCCCGCUUUCCAUCACCCCGCCCCAUUCUCCCGCUUUCCAUCACCCCGCCCCACUCUCCCGCUUUCCAUCACCCCGCCCCAUUCUCCCGCUUUCCAUCACCCCACCCCAUUCUCCCGCUUUCCAUCACCCCGCCCCAUUCUCCGUUUUCCAUCAUCCCGCCCCAUUCUCCCGCGUUCCAUCACCCCGCCCCAUUCUCCCGCUUUCCAUCACCUUGCCCCAUGCUCCCGCUUUCCAUCACCCCGCCCCAUCCUCCCGCUUUCCACCACCCUGCCCCAUUCUCCCGCUUUCCAUCACCCUGCCCCAUUCUCUCGCUUUCCAUCACUCUGCCCCAUUCUACCUCUUUCUAUCACCCCGCCCCAUUCUCCCUCUUUCCAUCACCCCGCCCCAUUCUCCCGAUUUCCAUCACCCCGCCCCAUUCUCUCGCCUCUUUCCAUCACCCCGCCCCAUUCUCCCGAUUUCCAUCACUCCGCCCCAUUCUCCCGCUUUCCAUCACCCCGCCCCAUUCUCCCGCUUUCCAUCACCCCGCCCCAUUCUCCAACUUUCCAUCACCCCACCCCAUUCUCCCGCUUUCCAUCAACCCGACCCAUUCUCCCGCUUUCCAUCACCCCGCCCCAUUCUCCCUCUUUUGAUCACCCGCCCCAUUCUCCCGUUUUCCUUCACCCCGCCCCAUUCUUUCGCCUCUUUCCAUCACCCCGCCCCAUUCUCCCGCUUUCCAUCACCCCGCCCCAUUCUCCCGCUUUCCAUCACCCCGCCCCAUUCUCCAGCUUUCCAUCACCCCGCCCCAUUCUCCCUCUUUCCAUCACCCUUCCCCAUUCUCCCUCUAUCCAUCACCCCACCCAAUUCUCCCGCUUUCCAUCACCCCGUCCCAUUCUCCCGCUUUCCAUCACCCGCCCCAUUCUUUUGCGUUCCAUCACCCCACCCCAUCCUCCCCUCUUUCCAUCACCCCGCCCCAUUCUCCCGAUUUCUAUCACCCCGCCCCAUUCUCCCUCUUUCCAUCACCCCGCCCCAUUCUCCCGCUUUCCAUCACCCCGCCCCAUUCUCCCUCUUUCAAUCAACCCGCCCCAUUCUCUCGCUUUCCAUCACCCCGCCCCCCACAUUCUCCCACUUUCCAUCAGCCCGCCCCAUUCUCCCUCCUUCCAUCGCCCUGCCCCAUUCUCCCUCCUUCCAUCACCUCGCCCCAUUUUCCCGCUUUCUAUCAGCCCGCCCCAUUCCACCGCUUUCCAUCACCCCGCCCCAUUCUCCAGCUUUCCAUAACCCGCCCCAUUCUCCCGCUUUCCAUCACCCCGCCCCAUUCUCCCGCUUUCUAUCACCCCACCCCAUUCUCCCGCUUUCCAUCACCCCACCCCAUAUUCCCGCUUUCCAUCACCCCGCCCCAUUCUCCAGCUAUCCAUCAGCCGCCCCAUUCUCUCGCUUUCCAUCACCCCGCCUCAUUCUCCCGAUUCCCAUCAACCCGCCCCAUUCUCCCGCUUUCUAUCACCCGUCCCCAUUCUCCCUCCUUCCAUCACCCCGCCCCAUUCUCCCGCUUUCCAUCACCCCGCCCCAUUCUACCACUUUCCAUCACCUCGCCCCUUUCUCCCGCUUUCCAUCACCCUGCCCCAUUCUCCCGCUUUCCAUCAACCUGCCCCAUUCUCCCGCUUUCCAUCACCCUCCCCGAUUCUCCCUCCUUCUAUCACCCCACCCCAUUUUCCGGCUUUCCAUCACCCCGCCUUAUUCUCCUGCUCUCCAUCACCCCGCACCAUUCGCCCGCUUUCCAUCACCCCUCCCCAUUCUCCUGCUUUCCAUCACCCUGCCCCAUUCUCCCUCCUUCCAUGACCCCGCCCCAUUCUCCCUCCAUCCAUCACCCCGCCCUAUUCUCCCAAUUUCCAUCACCCCACCCCAUUCUCCCGCUUUCCAUCACCCCGCCUUAUUCUCCCGCUUUCCAUCACCUUGCCCCAUUCUCCCGCUUUCCAUCACCCCGCCCCAUUCUCCCGCUUUCCCUCACCCCUCCCCAUUCUCCCGCUUUCCAUCACCCCGCCCCGUUCUCCCGCUUUCAAUCACCCCACCCCAUUCUCCUGCUUUCCAUCACUCCGCCCCAUUCUCCCUCCUUCCAUCACCCCGCCCCAUUCUCCCGCUUUCCAUCACCCCAACCCAUUCUCCCACUUUCCAUCACCCCGCCCAAUUCUCUCGAUUUCCGUCACCCUGCCCCAUUAUUCCUCUUUCCGUCACCCCACCCCAUUCUCCCGCUUUCCAUCAUCCAGCCCCAUUCCCCCGCUUUCCAUCACCCCGCCCUAUUCUCCCUCUUUCCAUCACUCCGCCCCAUUCUCCCUCCUUCCAUCACCCCGCCCCAUUCCCCCGCUUUCCAUCACCCCGCCCCAUUCUCCCGCAUUCCAUCACCCCGCCCCAUUCUCCCUCCUUCCAUCACCCCGCCCCAUUCUCCCGCUUUCCAUCACCCCACCCCAUUCUUCCGCAUUCCAUCACCCCGCCCCAUUCUCCCGCUUUCCAUCACCUCGCCCCAUUCUCCCGCAUUCCAUCACCCCGCCCCAUUCUCUCGCCCGCCCCAUUCUCCCGCUUUCAAUCACCCCGCCCCAUUCUCCCGCGUUCCAUCUCCCCGCCCCAUUCUCCCGGUUUCCAUAACCCCGCCCCCUUCUCCCUCCUUCCAUCACCCCGCCCCAUUCUCCCUCCUUCCAUCAUCCCGCCCCUUUCUCCCGCUUUCCAUCAGCCCGCCCCAUUCUCCCGCUUUCCAUCACCCAGCCCCAUUCUCCCGCUCUCCAUCACCCCGCCCCGUUCUCCCGCUUUCCAUAACCCCGCCUCAUUCUCACGCUUUCCAUCACCCCGCCCCAUUCACCCGCUUUCCAUCACCCCGCCCCAUUCCGCUCCUUUCCGUCACCCCGCCCUAUUCUCCCGCUUUCCAUCACCUCGCCCCAUUCUCACGCUCUCCAUCACCCCGCCCCAUUCACCCGCUUUCCAUCACCCCGCCCCAUUCUCACGCUUUCCAUCACCCCACCCCACUCCCGCUUUCCAUCACCCCGCCCCAUUCUCCCGCUUUCCAUCACCCCGCCCCAUUCUCCCGCUUUCCAUCACCUCGCCCCAUUCUCACGCUUUCCAUCACCCCGCCCCAUUCUCCCGCUUUCCAUCACCCCGCCCCAUUCUCCCUCCUUCCAUCACCCCGCCUCAUUCUCCCUCCUUCCAUCACCCCGCCCCAUUCUCCCGCUUUCCAUCACCCUACCCCAUUCUCCCGCUUCCCAUCAACCCGCCCCAUUCUCCUGCUUUCCAUCACCCCACCCCAUUCUCCCACAUUCCAUCACUCCGCCCCAUUCUCCCGCUUUCCAUAACCCCGCCCCAUUCUCCUGCUUUCCAUCACCCCGCCAUAUUCUCCCACUUUCCAUCACCCCGCCCCAUUCUCCCUCCUUCCAUCACCCGCCCCAUUCUCCCUCCUUCCAUCACCCCACCCCAUUUUCCCUCCUUCCAUCACCCCGCCCCAUUCUCCCGCUUUCCAUCACCACGCCUCAUUCUCCCGCUUUCCAUCACCCCGCCCCAUACUCCCGCUUUCCAUCACCCCGCCCCAUUCUCCCGCUUUCCAUCACCCCGCCCCAUUCUCCCGCUUUCCAUCACCCCGCCCCAAUCUCCCUCCUUCCAUCACCCCGCCCCAUUCUCCCGCUUUCCAUGA
Closterium sp. NIES-65 is the source of this 4017-nucleotide messenger RNA. The record is from the annotation of a GenBank genome assembly. Lineage: Eukaryota; Viridiplantae; Streptophyta; Zygnematophyceae; Desmidiales; Closteriaceae.